CUCGGCCGACCGCACGGACAGGGCCGCAUGGUGUACGGCACGGGAGAGACGUACGACGGCCAAUGGCGGCACGGCCGGCGGUACGGCCAAGGCUCGUACACCAACGCAAACGGAUUUCAGUACCGGGGUCGCUGGGUGGCGGAUUUGGCGGAGGGGAUCGGCUGGGCUCACUUCCCCGAGGGUGGCCAGUACGAGGGCGAGUGGCGGGCCAACAAGCGGCAUGGCUGGGGACUCAUGCGCGGAGCGGGUGGCGAAAUAUACGAGGGCCAGUGGGAAAACGAUGCCCGCCACGGCCGAGGCACUCUUGUGGUGGCUGGCAGGCUGCGGUACCGGGGAGCCUGGAAGGAUGACGUGCAGUGCGGCUGGGGGGAGUGCAGUUACGCCGACGGCAGCGCUUACGUUGGGGAGUGGCGGGACGGCCGCUGGCACGGCAAGGGUGAGUGGCGGCAGCGGGCGGCGCUAGCGGCUGUAUCUGAUGAGGAUGACGAGGGAGAAGAGGAGGAGGAGGAUGGAAGAGGCCCCGCCCGCGACUCGCAAGGCAACCUGUAUGCCGGCGACUGGUUCAACAAUGUACGGCAUGGCAAAGGAUCCUGCUCGUACGCCUGUGGAGACAAGUACGUCGGCGAUUGGGCACAUGGAGUUCGGCACGGCACGGGCAGCUGCAUGUACGGCAGUGGCGACAAGUACGAGGGCGAAUGGCGGUACGACAAGCGGGACGGUUAUGGCACCGCAGUCUUCGCGGACAACGUCAGGUUUCAAGGUCGCUGGGAGGAGGAUUGCUGGGUGCAGGUACGGGUAUGCGCAGCGUACGACAGUACGGUGGUAGCAGUGUACGGAAAUGCAAUGCCGUUGAUUCCAUUGCUAUGGUAG
Messenger RNA from Volvox carteri f. nagariensis, 870 nucleotides. RefSeq lists its product as uncharacterized. NCBI's taxonomy places the organism in Eukaryota, Viridiplantae, Chlorophyta, Chlorophyceae, Chlamydomonadales, Volvocaceae. The transcript has 5 exons. The record is from RefSeq and is a predicted model, not a curated record. The annotation marks the transcript as partial.